Messenger RNA from Neodiprion fabricii, 4608 nucleotides. Its product is annotated as E3 SUMO-protein ligase EGR2-like. Gene Ontology annotation, molecular function: DNA-binding transcription factor activity, RNA polymerase II-specific; RNA polymerase II cis-regulatory region sequence-specific DNA binding. The transcript has 3 exons. Gene Ontology annotation, biological process: regulation of transcription by RNA polymerase II. Bases 1312 to 3402 code for a protein of 696 amino acids. The record is from RefSeq and is a predicted model, not a curated record. NCBI's taxonomy places the organism in Eukaryota, Metazoa, Arthropoda, Insecta, Hymenoptera, Diprionidae.
CGAGAGCGCCGGGCGGUGGGUGGCAAAGGAGGGUGCGGAGGAGGCAUACCGCGUAUACGUACAUACACACGGACGAGCGCACACAUAGCGGAGAUGGAGAACGGGGAUUGGCUGGCGGUCGCUCGACGCUUCCAAAUAUGGGACAGUCUCCGCGGUCCAUUCAUAAAACUACGGGGCGCGCCGCGCUCUCGGCUCAGUCCGUGCGCGACCCCCACGCAUCGCGCGUCCCGUAUAGCAAACCCAAGACGCCCGCGUACCUUGUGUAUACGCGGUGUGCUCUUCCGUAUACAUUACAUACGAACUCAUACGCGCGCAGUCACACACACGUACGUGUCGGUACAUAUAUAUAUAUAUAUAUAUAUAUAUAUACAUAUAAAUACGUAUACACACGCACACACACAUAUAUAUAUAUAUACAAACAUAUAUAUUGAAUACAUCGACGGUAUAUAAUACAUAUUUGUUGACGAGAUAAACUUCCUGGAUAUCCUUUACAGACUGCACUUGUUUGGAGAUAAGAGUAAAAAAAAAAAAAAACCCGAAUCUUUUUUUCAAUCAUUUUAGAUUUAUUUCUCGUUACCACCUUCACCUGUUGGUAUAUUAAACUUGUUUCGGGUACACCUACGCGAUAUCUUCGGUGAAACGUUUCUUUUCGCGCAAGGACGAACCUGUUGUUUCCGCACGCGGGUUAUCCAAUCGAACUACCUGCUGGUAUCGGGCCGCCCAAGGGGUUGGCCCACGUUCCUUGACGUGCUGUGGGACGGCCAAGUGUCAACGACAAGAAUAUAAACGCUACGCGCCCCGUGGUCAAACCAGGGAGACUGUUUUGAUAGAGUUUCGAGUUUUCCCGAAUCGCACGGAACACCAGCUGCAAGGCCGCCUCUGUAAACGGUUCUCACAAUCUCACCCGCGCUACGUCGUCUUAGCCUGUAUCGCUCGCACCCCCGCUGCCCGCGACUCUGACGUUCGACGGUAAAUGGUUUCUGCCUCGACGAGCCGAUUGUUACUGGCGCUUACGCGCGACAAGUGAGCACCGUCGAGAUAUAGGAUAAAAAAAAAAAUAAUAAAAUAAAAUUUAAAGAAUGAAAAAAUAAAAAAGGAAACGAGACAGAGGAGGAGAAAAGGAGAGAGUGCACGCCAAGUACAUGCCUACGUAACCAUUGUCAAAUAAAUACGCCGCGGGUAAGAGCAAAAAUCAACGGGAAACUAUUAUUCGGCUGAAUAUGCUAAAUGAUAACCGUAUAACGACGCGUGCGCAUUAACGGAGAGGAUACCUGUCCGUCCGGCGAGGAUACCGCGGAGCCGUUGCAGAGGAUGACGAUGGACGGGAUGGAAGUGGUGGGCUCGCAACCCCACGCAGCGACCAGUCCAUUCCUGCUGGCCUCGCCGCCUCUCGGUCACCACCAUCACCAUCACCAUCAUCAUCACGCAACCUUCAACCUGCAGGCGGUGCAGCUAAGCUUCGACGCUUGUCUCGCGUACAAUACCGUGUCCUCGGGAAGCACGACGUCGACCGCGGCCACGACGUCGACGGUCUCGUCGAGUAAACCGGUGCCUUCGCUCUCCCUCGCCUCCUGUGUCUCACUACAGCCCCAACAGCCGCAUCACACGACCGGCGACAACUCUGCCGACCUGCACCACCAUCACCACCGAAACAACCACCACCAGCACCAUCAGACUCAUCAGCACCGCCAUUCUGAGGAGCGUCUUCGGCUCACCGACACCCCGUCGUCCCCGUGCGAGACUGCCUCCGGCGGCGAGCUCAAGGACAGACGGCAACACCUCCACGACGACGAGGAGUGCGUCGGCGUUUCCAGCUGCAGGGACGACCUCGGGGACACCGCGGAAAAGGACAAGCCCGGCGACCUCAACACACCCGUUACCACGAGCAGCGACCUUCCUUCGUUCUUCGGACCCUCGGCUCUCGUUGAACCUCCCCCCAUUUCAGGAAGCUUGGCUGGCGAAGACCUUUCCUUGGAGGAGGCAGCCGUCGAGGAUGACGAGUCGACAGCCGGUAAUCGGGACCACCACCAGCACCACCACCAGCAUCAACAUCAGCAGCAUCACCACCACCACCACCAUCAACAACAACAACAACAACAACAACAGCAACAACAACAGCAGCAGCAGCAGCAACAUCAUCACCAACAGCCGGAAAACUCGACGGGUCUGAGAUGCGACACGGACGCGACUACGGGAGGAACGACGCCGCCUCGAGCGAGUGCGACAGGUCACCACGCGACCCAGGAGGAGGCCGAGCGUUGCAACGCGGUACUUCAGAGCGGUGUGAUCCUCUACUCGUCCCCGCAUUCCUCGACGCCGACUGGAGCACCUUCGACGAGUCACACCCCGGCGAACAUUUGCAACGUACCGACUCUGACGUACCGUGGGAUUUUCACAGCCACCUGUACUCAGGCCUCACCCCUCAACCCAAUUCAGUCGCAGCAGCAAACUGUGACCCCGGAACUCUGGGGGAGCUUACCAUCGCCCACCUUGAAUCUGACCGGUCAACCCUUCCUCCACCCCUCUCUCCACGCAUCUCCUUACGGAGCAGAGACUGUCGAGCUACUCCAGGUCGAAUCGAAACCCCCGCCGCCACCCGGCUAUCACGACACUUCGACGCCGACGCCCGCCAGCUGGCUGACGGCCCACGAAGAAACUUAUGACUCGAGCCUACUUUCGCACCACCAACAUCACCAUCCGCAACAUCAUCAUCAGCAACAGCAUCACCAGGAACCGACGCUGAAGCAGGAACCAUCCACAACUCCAGGUGGCUACAGUACCGGGAACGUGCAGCAGCAGCAGCAGCAGCAGCAGCAACAGCAACAGCAACAACAACAACAGCAGAGUGGCGGAGGAAACGGAGCGACCGGGAGCGUACAACUCGCGGAGUACAAUCCAAGCACGUCGAAGGGUCAUGAGAUACUGUCCCAGGUCUAUCAGCAGAGCGCGUUACCGCUCCGGCUGGUCCCCGUAAAACCGCGAAAGUAUCCAAACCGGCCGAGCAAGACGCCGGUCCACGAACGUCCCUAUGCCUGUCCGGUUGACGGUUGUGACCGAAGGUUCUCCCGGAGCGACGAGCUUACCCGACACAUUCGCAUCCACACAGGUCAAAAGCCGUUUCAGUGCCGCAUAUGCAUGAGAUCCUUUUCACGGAGCGACCACCUAACUACCCACGUACGCACCCACACCGGCGAGAAGCCGUUCUGCUGCGACCAGUGCGGACGAAAGUUUGCGCGGAGCGACGAGAAGAAACGCCACGCGAAGGUACACCUAAAGCAAAGGCUAAAGCGUGAAGCGUCGAGCUCCGGCGGAAGUGGUUCUAACGCCGGGAGCUCGAACGCCGGUAGUAACGUGCAGCGCAACCACCCCCAAGCUCACGCAUCAUCCCCCUGCAAUCAGUAGAAAAGGAGAUAUGCGCUCAUCCUUAAUACCCACCCCGAAACACUUUCAUUUUUACACAUCUCAUCGCUCUUUGUAAGUCUUUCCUUCCCUUCCCUCCGGUUCCCUUCCCUUUCCACCGCACUCUCGCACCACCUAUGUACUCACGCGACUGAUUUGAUUUUUAUUCUUCAUAGUUAUCAUCAUUAUUGUUAUUAUUAUUAAUUAUUAUUAAUUAUUGUUAUUAUUGCUAUCAUUAUCAUCGUCAUCAUCAUCACUUACUUCAUCUUUUUAUAAAAAUUACGUUAUCAUUGCCAAUCACCGUUCCCUCCCCCGACGAUUACGACCUCUAGAUACAAAACCGUGUUGCCGGACACGCUAAACCCGGCCCCAGUGUUCUUUGGAGAUCGCUUUUCUCGUCUCGUCUCGCCUCGUCUCCUCUCCUACCAUUUUUCCCGUUUUCCCGGUGGCUGUAUACCGUCCGUCCGUUCCGAGCGCGACCCUAUAUGUAUGUACCCAUGUAGAGGCGACCCGCCGCACCCAUUCAUCUCUCAUGCCUCUCAAAAUCUCACUACGAGCUGUAAUUACUCUUAAUCGAUACAUACAUAUCUAUAUAUGUCCUAUGUAUCGAAACGCAUGCAUUGUAGGUAUGAAAUUAUAUGUGUAUGAUAUAUUAACGUACAUACAUGUAAUAUACGUCUGUAUAUUAUACGUAUACAUACGAAUAUACGUUGCAUAAUAAGCUCUGUAAAAUGUUACCCGGCAUAUACGUUCUCAAAAUUAUAUAUUGUUGAUUAUAAGAAUCAAAUUAAUAUUAUGUAUAUGUUGAUCUAUUUAUUAACACACGACGUACUGCUAAGGUGAAACAUUAAUAAUAAUAAUUUUUACUAUAGUAUAUAUGUAAUGCAACUCGAAAUUGCAUUAAAAAAUUGAAGGAAAAAUGUUAAAAACAAACAAAAAAAAAAAAAAAGAAAGAGAUACCGUACUGUACCUAUUACUAUUAUAAUAUUACCAAGAUAAUUUUUUACAAAUGAUAUUAUUCUAUCGUUAUAUAUUAUAUAUUAUGUAGCUAUUUAGUACAUAAAUGAAUGUAAUGGUGCUCUGGAGUGCAACGCGCGAGAAAAAAAACCAUCUACUUGUAAUAUUUUGUCGGCCAAUCGCUAUCGUCAAAAUACGGACGCCUCCACGAUAAUUAUUAACAAGAAAAAAAAUACAAGUUAACAAUCAUUC